Molecule: messenger RNA, 1284 nt
Organism: Trypanosoma brucei brucei TREU927
Lineage: Eukaryota; Euglenozoa; Kinetoplastea; Trypanosomatida; Trypanosomatidae
Product: eukaryotic translation initiation factor 4E, putative
Exons: 1
Coding region: 1-1284 (427 amino acids)
Biological process (GO): translational initiation
Cellular component (GO): eukaryotic translation initiation factor 4F complex
Molecular function (GO): RNA 7-methylguanosine cap binding; translation initiation factor activity
Source: RefSeq, a predicted model, not a curated record
AUGCAAAAUUUACGUGCUGAUGCGGUGGAGUACACUCCGUCAUGGCAGAAAAGAUCGUCGGCGGUGGCUGUAACUGCACCCACACCGACUACUCUACCGGCUCGCGCUACGUUGCCUACCCCCAAGACUGGGUUCACAACUUCCAUGACAUCCACUAACACCAUCACAACACAUAGUGGGUUUUCUGCACAGGCGACAACUCCUCAAUCUCCGUCGUGUCCCCCACAAGGGCAGCAACAGCAAACAGUGGUGCCCCCGCCUACACGUAGCCCCGUUUCAACUCAUGUAAUACCCACUCGAAUGAGUCCCGUGCAUGCGCCUUCGGCGGCAUUUCACAUGAGCCCUAAUGCAGUAAGUUACGUACCACGGGGUGCAGCGGCCGGCUCACUUAUGCCACUGCCAACAUCAACUGCAGACCUUGCGGUAGAGAAGGAGUUGCAGCGGAAACAGCAAAGCGGUUCUCCCUCUACCUCCAGUUGGGUUACUACAUGUACGAAAAGUAAUGGCGUGCGGUCGGCAACAUCGCCAGUUCCCAAGGCCGGGUCAACGCCUAUUGUGGCGGAGAUCAGUGUCGACAAAACGGAUGAGGAGGUAUUAGAAAUUAGCAGGUGCAGCUCAUUGAAAGCCUCGGCGCCGGCUUUUUUGCCGCGCCGCACGCUGAACCGCUCCAACAUGACGAAACCCUCGCCUUUUACCCUCACUCCCGACUCUGGUGAUAUGAGAUUUGGUGACCCCUGGUGUCUCUUCUACCUUCCAGUUGGUGGGCCCGACAGCACGAGGGAAAGUACUUAUGACCCCACGCUCGUUUUUCGUAUGGACUGCAUCUCUUCCUUCUGGAAAGUCUUCAACAAUAUUCCGGAGCCAACACGUAUGUGCGCUGGGACGUUGUACCUCUUCCGCGAUGGUAUCAAUCCAAAGUGGGAAGAUCUGAGGAAUCGUGAUGGCGGUAUUGUGAGGGCGAAGGUAAGGCCUCAAGUGGUUGACGAUGCUUGGUUGCAUCUUCUUUGCCGCACUGUUGGGGAGUCCUGGUCAAGGUCAGUGCGCAACAGUGUCAACGGUAUUGCCCUGAAGGUGCGAGCGGCUGCUUUCAUGUUGGAAGUAUGGGUCACAGAGCAGACUUCAGAGCUGAUGAGCGACAUCAGUGAGCUGCUGCACAAGUUUCUAGGGGAUGCAUUUCAGGUUCCUUACAUUCCACAUUCCGUCGCACAGGAGAGGGCCGCCACGAAUGCGGCGGCCUUGGCUGUGAAGGAGAAGAAAAAUAGAGGCAAUCGUCGGCUUUGGUGA